AUGCGCGUAAAGGUGGACGGUGACCUGACUGAUGACGCUUUUUCCGUGGUAACCGGGCUCAAGCAGGGAGACGCCCUGUCACCCACGCUGUUCAAUCUGGUGUUGGAGUAUGUCAUCCUAAAAGUGUUAACACAUGAUGGCGGAGUACAACUGGAUGGACAGCACAAGGUGAUCGGGUACCCCGACGUCUUAGCUCUGUUGGGGGAGAGUGAACGCGAGGUCCAAGAAGCUACCAAAAUACUCGAAGAGGAAGCUCACAGGGUCGGGAUGAGAAUCAGCACAGAAAAGACCGAAUACCUCCACAUGACACGACACCGAGGCAACCAUGAGGUAAGGAAGCUGGCAUUCCGAACUAGAGGCCGCUCAGCGCAGUCCCUCGAUGCGGGUGGUCCACGGGGGGACCUAGUCGGUCCACGGGGGGACCUAGUCGGUCCACGGGUGGACCUGGCCGGUCCGCGGGUGGACCCCGGCGGUCCCCGCACGGACCCUGGUGGCGGCGGCGACGGACGCUUGUUCCUGCAGAUCAGACCAGCUUUGGCCGACCCUAGGGCGCUGGCUCACCGCUCACAUACAACUCUAUUGGGAACUGAAUUUGCUAACAAAGAAGAUGGUAAAGGAGAGGAAAGUGUGAACUUAGAAGCUGUAGGAGAAGGAAAAGUACAACUGGCACGGACUCCUCAGGAGAAAGAUCGUUUACCAGACCGAAUCAGCUUGGACAGGAGAGGCUUGUCAUCAAUACCGCACAUUGUAGGGGAACCAGGAUUAAGGCUGUUGUCCCUUCAGCAUAAUCUGAUCAACAGUCUGACAGGGCUGGCCCCACUAGACUUGGGGAAACUGGUGUUCCUCGACGUAUAUGACAAUCAAAUUGAUAAAAUCACAUCCCUGGAAAGACUGUUCAGUCUGAGGGUUCUUCUUAUGGGAAAAAAUAGAAUCAGGAGGAUAGAAGGUCUCACCAACUUGAUAAAGCUAGAAGUACUGGAUCUCCAUGGCAACAGGAUAACAAAAGUUGGAAAUUUAUCCAACUUGGCCGAUUUAAAAGUACUUAACUUGGCUGGGAAUCAAAUCAAAUCGAUAGGGCCCUCUGAUCUACAAGGUCUUAUAUCCUUGAGGGAGCUCAACCUCAAGAGGAAUCGUAUGCGGAAGUUGCUGGGGUUUCAACAUACACCUAAGUUGCAGAAGCUGUAUCUAGGAAACAAUGAUUUGCAAAGUGUAGAGGACAUGUCGAGUCUGGCGGAAGCGACAAGUCUGAUCGAAGUGUCGCUAGACGGGAAUCCGGUGGCGCUGGGGGGCGACUGCACGCCAUUCCUUGUGUCAUACCUGCCCAACCUGCUGACCUUGACCAACAUGCAUGUCACGGAACAAGUUCGUCGAGCUGCUAUGGCCUGGCGAGCGAACAAGGAGGCAGCACAUGCGGCAUACUGUGCCCUCGGAGGUACGGCCCAGCAGGCCGCCCGGCGCGACCAGAUCAUCCACAACGCACGCACUAACUGGGAACUCCUGAGGUCAGAGAACAAAUGCUUUGCCGCCCCCGCCAGUGAAACCAAGAACGUUGACCUAGACAAGGAUUUCGCGAUCGAAGCAGCUGCAACUAUCGGGGCAACAGGAAAUUCACAAAACUUAGAGCUAGCUGCUCUACCUGACGUUGUGAUUUCAUUACAACAUGGCGAUAUAACGGAAGAUUCUGAUGGAAGAAAUAAUAAUAGUGAUGCAAAGACUUCUUAUUCCGAACCAAUCACAAAGUCACCAAUGCGGAAACUGCAAAGAAGCAACACGGCGAAGAAACCUUCAGAAAGACGUGUCAACUUUUCAGAACGCAGCGCGUCUCAAGAUACUGACGCAUCAACUUCUACAAGUAGUGAAUUAAAACUCCCUCCAAUAUUGAUACCUAUAAUUUCAUCGCUAGAAAACGUCAAGCUAUCUGAUGGUAGUGAACCAGUUCUCAAAAGAUGGGAAAGUAUCUCAAGCGUGGAGCCAAUAGUCGAUUCUUCCUUUAGCUCAUUGCCAACUACAUCCAGUGACAGUGAAGAUGACGGAACCAAGCGACAACUUCGACGAGUCCCUACAACCCUGAGAAAACGGACCAAUUUCGGCUCCAUGCGAUCCAAAUCGGUGUGUGAUCCUGAGAGCCGUAGAUCCAAAACUAAAAACUUCGACACCAGUGAAAAUGCUAGUAACAUAUCCAGCAGCACCAAUGUAGGAUCAGUGGCGAAUUCUUCAACGUCUGGAAGUGACCAGAACAGUAAAAUACUGAGAAGGGAGGGUUCCCUCAAUAGUCGAACAAGCAACAGAAAUAUUAGAAGUGCCACAAUAUCUCGUAGACACGAGAGGUCAGCAUCGGUCAGCCGAGCGUCUACAGCUCGAGUCAAGUCAGGAAAAAGUCUCGCCAACUUGAAAUCUUCAGAACCUGUGCCAAAACCUGUGCCGGUUUCUAAGGAUAGAGAACAGGGUGUAGACUACUUGGUGGAGGUAUGCGACGGAGUGGUAAGCGCCUGGGGGGCUGGAGCCGUCCGUCGUUUCGCUCGCGAGUGGGAGUGGGAGAAGGCGCGAACUGUCACUAAAGCAGCGUUCCACUAUGUCCACUUCAACGCUGUCGCUCAAUCGCUACCCGAACUCAAGAACAAAUUCCCGAACGUCACGCACAUUUCGGUGCGCGCUACCGGUCUGCAGUGGUUGGGUCAACUGCAUGCACUGUCAGAACUCCGUGGCCUUACGGGUCUGUCCAUUAUGCCGGAGGGCAACCCGAUACACGGGAAGAUAUGGAGAGAGUACGCCGUGUACAGGCUCGCUCACUGGGGCCUGAAAGAGAUCAAUGAUGAACCGGUAACCGACGAAGAGAUCAGGUCAGCCAACGAGACAUACAGCGGUCUCAGUGACAUGGUGCUCCGCGCCAUCCCCGACGCCCCACUCCAGCCGCUGCUGACGAGGCUCGGGCGCAGCGGCGGCGGCGCCACUAGCGCUAAGGACUGGCUGCGGGCGGCUGAUCCAGCCUUGAGAGAUGUCAUAGCUAAGGAAGCCUUGCAGUACAAGAAGGGGCAUGUUUCGCAGGAGGACAUGAGUUGGCGCGUGCGCGGGCGCUCCCAGCUCACCCAUGCCAUCGAGUUGGCAUGCGGCGCGGCGCAGCGUCUGCGGGCACUGGAGCUGGAGUGGCCGGCUUUACUGGUGCAGCUGAUAGAAGACGCACUGAGAGACUUCGCACACAUGGAGACGCAUGUUAAGGACCAGAUGAGGAUGCUCAUGGAUACUUUGUGAAGAAUGGGGGAAUAAAUGGUGCUUGGUGAGGCGCGGAUGGGAUGUGUCAAAAUCAGGAUACGCCAUUGGUCCGCACUAAGCCUGGAGCGAUUGGUCGAUUGCGGCAAGAGCACGCUCCGAAUCCACUCUCAUCUAUUUUGAAUGCGUGUUGCAAUUAUGCUAGAGGAUUCCUUGUGGAUGGGCUGGUUAUUUGGUUGGAUGCCUAACAAGUUAAUUUAAGCUUAUUUAUGUAGUUAGUACUAAAGUAGGUAGGUACUACAUACUUAUCUCUAUUGCAGACUGUACGUUUAGAUUCGUAUUGUACCUAUUGUAGCUCAAAUGCACUGAGUAUACUUAUACUUAUAAUAAUAUAUAUAGAUAAUAUGGUAAUAAUAAAUCAAUGACUGAUACAGGUACAGCAUUGCUCAAAUCAUAAGAAUUUAACUUUUAUAGAUUUUGGUGUAAUAAAAUGAAACAAGUUUUAUUAGGUUCGGUAGGUACUUAUAGUCACCAUUACUACCAUAGACAAAUCAUUUUUUUGUCAUUUCUAGCUCUCCUAUAUGGUAAUGUAGGUAGUAGGUAAAUAGGUAAGCAACAUUGUAGAAAUAAUCUAUCAUAGAUAGUUCAUAGCCGGUAUGUAAUAAGUAGAUAAUAGUAGUAGUAUUGUUUGAAGAGUUAUUUCUCAUGCCUAUUAGUCAUCUUGCAGAUAGACUUACGGCCAGUUUUUUGAUCCCUAGUUAACUCAACCAUUGGUCAAAAAUGGCU
Messenger RNA from Plutella xylostella (diamondback moth), 3993 nucleotides. NCBI's taxonomy places the organism in Eukaryota, Metazoa, Arthropoda, Insecta, Lepidoptera, Plutellidae. The record is from RefSeq and is a predicted model, not a curated record.